GUGAAGGUUAAUGUGAAAAUGUCCAUAAAGUUACAAACGAAUUAAUAUAUUUGGUUCUAACAUAUGUAUUUGUUGUAAAUUUAGACUUAGGUUUAGAAAUGUCUAAAGAAAGUGAAACUCUCGAGGUUCCGGUUGGUUGGAAGGAACCAGAGUUUAAACCCGAAGACAACAAACAUGGGAUGUUGGAUGAAAGCUCGUUCGCGACUUUGUUUCCAAAGUAUCGGGAGAAAUAUUUACAAGAAUGUUGGACGAUUGUGAAAAAUAAAUUAAGUGAAUAUAAAAUUGAAGGGAUCUUGGAUUUAAUUGAGGGUUCAAUGACGGUGAAGACCUCCCGCAGGACAUGGGAUCCAUACGCGAUACUUAACGCCAGAGAUUUGAUCAAAAUGUUGGCCAGGAGUGUUCCAAUUGAACAGGCCGUUCGUAUAUUUGAGGACAAUACCUUCUGUGACAUCAUAAAGAUCGGGUCAAUGGUUCGAAAUCGUGAACGUUUCGUUAAACGACGUCAACGGUUGGUGGGGCCAAACGGGGCGACGUUGAAAGCUUUAGAAUUAUUGACGGGUUGUUAUAUAUUGGUGCAAGGAAAUACAACUACAGUGUUGGGGAGUCAUGCUGGGUUGAAAGAGGCUCGCAAAGUAAUUCUCGAUACGAUGAAAAAUAUUCACCCGGUGUAUAACAUCAAGUCAUUGAUGAUUAAGCGAGAAUUAUCAAAAGACCCGAACUUGAAGAAUGAAUCCUGGGACAGGUUUUUACCAAAGUUUAAACGGAAAAAUGUGAAACAGAAGCGUAAACCACGCAAGGAGAAGAAGCCAUACACCCCGUUUCCCCCUCCGCAACCAGAGUCUAAGGUCGACAAAGAAAUAGCGAGCGGGGAAUAUUUCUUGAAGGAAGCUGAACGUAAACGAAAGAAAGAUGAAGAAAGAAAAGAAAAACAGGGGGUUGCGACAUCAGAACGUAAACAAAAACGAGCGCGUUCGUUAAUUCCACCCCAGGAGAAGAAAGUUGAAGAAAAAACAUCGGUUACGAAAGACGUCGACGUUGAAAUAUUGAAAAUGAAAGUUAAACAAUCAAAGUUAAAGACAAGAAAAUCCCAGAAGAGCUAAGCUGCAUUAUGUUGUCAUAAUUUGUAAUAAACUGCCAUUGUUCGUGUUUGUGACAUCACAGAAUACAUUAAACCAACCUUU
Ciona intestinalis (vase tunicate) is the source of this 1181-nucleotide messenger RNA. Its product is annotated as KRR1 small subunit processome component homolog. Gene Ontology annotation, molecular function: RNA binding. The record is from RefSeq and is a predicted model, not a curated record. Gene Ontology annotation, cellular component: nucleolus; small-subunit processome. NCBI's taxonomy places the organism in Eukaryota, Metazoa, Chordata, Ascidiacea, Phlebobranchia, Cionidae.